AUGGGACCCGUACUGGCGACCGAAGUGUACGCGCAGGUUUCCGCGAUGAACUUCGGUGUAUAUGCCCUCAAAGCGGAUGGCGCUCUGCAUGCGUGGGGGAAGAGCUAUUCCUACUCCGUCGCCGGCGGGGGAAGCGUCGACAUGGCCCAGUACCCGGACGGUGUCUCGUGGAGCCAGCUCGCAAGCGGCAGUGCCGGUGUGGACGCGCACUUUUGUUCCUUUCAGGCGGACAAGAAGCCCAAUUGGUGGGUGCCCAAUACUUACGCAGGACAGGUGGGUCGACGGAGUACGUCGGGGGUGAGCACGGCUUACCUGCACCCAGCGUUGCGCGAGGCAGUAGUCGCGACGGCCAUUCCACCUCCGCCCUCCACGCCGUCUCCGACCACGGCCGCAAGUUCUUCGGCGGCGCCGUCGGCGGCUGGGCUUCGUGGUCUAGUUACCAACGGUGUGGUCGUUGCCCUCCUAUCCAUUUUUUCGACGCAAUACCAACUGUGCGGUAUGUAG
Messenger RNA from Amoebophrya sp. A25, 504 nucleotides. The record is from the annotation of a GenBank genome assembly. Lineage: Eukaryota; Dinophyceae; Syndiniales; Amoebophryaceae.